Molecule: messenger RNA, 1861 nt
Organism: Onthophagus taurus
Lineage: Eukaryota; Metazoa; Arthropoda; Insecta; Coleoptera; Scarabaeidae
Source: RefSeq, a predicted model, not a curated record
AACAAUGAUCCACACGAAGAAGAUUCUUCUCAUAAUUGGUAUUUUUUACUUUAAUCAAGCGGUAACUAAAGUGUUUGAAAGAUGUGAAUUAGCACGUGAAUUAGUCGAUCUACACGAAAUACCAAUAAACCAAGUAGCUACGUGGAUUUGCAUCGUCGAACAUGAGUCUAAUUACAACACUUCAGCUGUAAAUAAAGCGAGCGGGGAUCACGGUUUAUUUCAAAUUAGCCAUUUGUAUUGGUGUUCGCCUCCAGGAAAUGGGUUUGCUUGUGGUCUUCCUUGUUCCUCCUUUGAAGAUGAAGAUAUUGAAGAUGAUGUCGUUUGCGCCCGAAGAAUUUUUCGAGCUCAUCAACGAAUGACUGGGAAUGGGUUUUCAGCAUGGGUUGCUUAUAAUCAUCAUUGCCGAUGGGAUGUUAAUAAAUAUAUUAAGGGGUGUUUUGAGAAGUUACGUAUUACAACGGAAAAAGAUGAUAAUGAAACUAUAAAAGAAGAAAUAAAUGAGGUCGAAACUACAACAAUUUAUUUGAAAGUGGCUGAAACUACAGAUGUUCUAAAAGUAGAUAAAUUAAAAAUAAUGGAGGAACAUAAUGGACCGAUUCUACCUUCGACGUACCCAGUGUUCUACGUAAAACCAAUCAUGAUAUCGCUUAAAUAUGUUAUGUUCAUAAUUUCUUCGAUAACUAUAACGACAGGAAAGAUUUACGAUCAUUGUGAAUUGGCUAAUGAGUUACUUAAUAAAUACAAUUUUCCCCAAGAUCAGAUAGCAACAUGGGUUUGUAUUGCUUUCAAAGAAUCCAGUUACAACACCGCAGAAGUAUCUGAAGAUGGUCAUGAUUUCGGUCUAUUUCAAAUAGACAAUCAGUACUGGUGUUCACCUCCCGGAACAGGAUGCGGUGUAUCUUGUGAUCAACUGUUGGACGACGACAUCUCAGAUGAUGUUAAAUGCGUCAAAACUAUCUUUGAUGUCACCCAACAAGAAACUGGAAAUGGAUUUUCGGCAUGGGCCACUUAUCCGAUGUGUCAAGAUAACGUUAAUAGUUAUAUUGACGGUUGUUUUCGAAAGAAGCAUCAGAAAAGUGUAAAAUCGCCCAAAAUGGGUGUGGGUAAAAUUGUGUUCCACCUAAAACCAAUCAUGACAUCGUUUAAAUACGUUAUAUUCAUAAUUUCCAUGAUAACUAUAACAACAGCAAAGAUUUACGAUCGUUGUGACUUAGCUAGAGACUUACUUUACAAAUAUAAUUUUCCCAAAGGACAAAUAGCGACAUGGGUUUGUAUUGCUUACCGAGAGUCCACUUACAACACUGCAGCAAAAUCUUCAAAUGGUCGUUAUUUCGGUCUGUUUCAAAUAUAUAAUAAGUACUGGUGUUCACCUCCCGGAACAGGAUGCGGGGUGUCUUGCGAUCAAAUGUUAAAUGACGACAUAUCAGAUGAUGUUAAAUGCGUCAGAACUAUCUUUGAUGUCACCCAAAAAGAACAGGGAAAUGGAUUUUUGGCUUGGAGCACUUAUUCAAACUGUAAAAAUAAUGUUAAUCGUUACACGGACGGAUGCUUUUAAAAGAAGCAUCAGGUGAGUGUAAAAUCGUAAAAACGGGGUAUGAAUAAAAUUCAUUAAAAUGAUUACCAUAUCACAUAUAAACUAAGUUUAAUGUUGUAACAUUGUUAAAUAUAGUUGUUUAGUUUUAAGUUUUCAAUUGAGAUUACAUUUAUUUGUGCGCCUAUGAAUCAGCUGUUGACAUAAUUUUCGGGGACAAAAUUAGUUAUGUUUAAGUCUUUCAACCCCGUUUUGCUUCAUACUAAUUGUCCGUUGAUUUUUUUUUUGUAAUUGGCACUUAACAUUUUAAAAAUAUAUGUUUAAGAAAUA